This is a messenger RNA of Scomber japonicus (chub mackerel), 2064 nucleotides long. It is a transcript of the gene ncam3, whose product is annotated as neural cell adhesion molecule 3. Lineage: Eukaryota; Metazoa; Chordata; Actinopteri; Scombriformes; Scombridae. The coding region runs from base 1 to 2064 and encodes 687 amino acids. Gene Ontology annotation, molecular function: cell-cell adhesion mediator activity. The transcript is spliced from 16 exons. Gene Ontology annotation, cellular component: plasma membrane; axon. The record is from RefSeq and is a predicted model, not a curated record. Gene Ontology annotation, biological process: dendrite self-avoidance; homophilic cell-cell adhesion; axon guidance.
AUGAUGAACCACUCAGCUUCCAUCCUGAGAAUGGCCCUGCUGCUGCUGCUGCUGCUGGUUUACCCCACAGAUGCAAAGAUGAACAUUGUCACCACUAGUCAAGAUGUUUUGUUGGGACAGCAGAUCAUAUUGUUGUGUAAAGCUGGGGACGAAGGAGAUAUAACAUGGCUAAAGGAUGGUGAGGAUGUAGAUAGUGACUUAGCGGAAACAGUGGAUGAGACCUCCUCAAAAUUGAACAUUGAGAAGGCUACGAUGAGUGAUGCAGGCAAGUAUACUUGUCACUGUGAAUACAACAGCGGACACAAGGAUGACCAGGACAUACAGCUGUUUAUUUAUGAGGGUCCAUCAUUUGGCAGCACCACCACCUACCAUGAGUUUCUACAGGGCACAGAUGCAGUGGUUCCAUGCCUGGUGUCUGGUCAGCCAGCAGUGACUGUUCUUUGGUUACGAGACGGGGAAGAAAUCUCUUCAAAUGAGGGAAGGCGUGUGCAUCAGAUGCAAGAUAACGCACUUCGUAUUGGAAAAGUUAAGGGAGACGAUGCUGGGACAUAUACAUGUCAGGCCCAGAUCAGAGGACGACCUAUCCGUAAAGACCUCCCCAUCUCUGUUGUCAUCAAUGUUCCUCCCUCUGUGCACAUUAAAGAAGAGGUGAAGACAGUGAUGGCUGGACCAGAAACCAACGUUUCCUUGCUGUGUCUGGUGGAGGGUCACCCAAAACCCAACAUCAACUGGAGCAUGCCGGUGCCUUAUGACCCCUCACAUCAUCAGUUCAACUCUGACCGCAGCGAGUUGACUAUACAGUCUGUUGCCAGGGAAGACUACGGGGAAUACCUCUGCACUGCCAGCAACAAGAUAUCUGACAGCAGCGACAUGAUCAUGCUUCAUGUAUUUGAGGCCCCAGAUGUGGUUAUGUCGGCAGAGCAGCUGCAUGUGUCACCAGGUGACCGUGUAUCUGUGUCCUGUAACGUCUCUGGACAUCCUCAGCCUGAGCUACACUGGCUCAACAAGCAAAAUGGACAAACAGUGGUAAGAGGCUCUACUUCUGGUCGAGUCUAUGUUGAGGAUGGUGUGUUUGUGAUUAAAGAAGUGGUGCCCUCUGAUGGUGGACUGUAUUCCUGCAUGGCUGUUGGCUCAGCUGGAAAUGCCUCAAGAGAUGUUGCAAUACUCACCAAGCCCGGUCCACCUCACUAUCUGUCAGUCUCAUCUGCGGGCACCUCAGUCCUCUUCUCCCUUAAAACCCCACCCGUCAGUGGAGGGACACCAAUCACAGGCUAUGCCCUGCAGUGGCAAUUUGCUGAAGAAAAGUGGGAGGAGGUCAGAGUCUCCUCAGAUGCACUAGUUAUCAGCUCCCUCAAGCCGUACACAUCGUACACGGUGCGCUUGGCCGCCGUGAAUGCAGAGGGAGUGGGAGAGUUCUCAGACACAAAAACUGUCCGCACUGAGGGAAUACGAGGUGAACCAGACAGUCCAGUUUUGAAAGAUGAUGAGAAGAAAAUAGAACCAAGAGCCGCCAUUAUCCCUCUUAAAUGCAAGGAUGAUGUUGGAACGCCUGUGCUGAAGUACAUAGUACGGUACAGACAGGAUAAAGAUGGGGCUGAGUGGAUUGAGGAUGAGCUGCCACCAAAUGCUUGCAAUGUUUCCCUCAAGGCCCUGUCUUUCAGUACUAAAUAUCAACUGGAAGUCACGGCAGUCAAUGCUAAUGGUCCCUCUAUCCCUGCCAAGCUCAACUUCACAACUGCAGCACAAGGUGGCAAAAUGACCAAAGGCACUGUGGUUGGCAUUGUCAUGUUCAUCUUCCUGCUGGUCUUCUUAGUGGUAGACGCCACCUGCUGUUACAGAAACCGUUGCGGUCUGCUCAUGUUCAUUGCUGUAAAACUCUUUGGACAGAAAAUUCCGGGUCUCAAAGGGUUUGAAGGAGGAGACGGGACCACUAACGGAGAAGUAAAGCUGAAGGGACUAUCCACUGGGACGGGCAGCAUGCAACAGACAGGAAUUCAGACACUGGAGGUGGGGCAGCUCAGAGAGGUCACCUGUGACAAAGCCCCUCUUACCAAACACGAGUAA